Molecule: messenger RNA, 2284 nt
Organism: Neoarius graeffei (lesser salmon catfish)
Lineage: Eukaryota; Metazoa; Chordata; Actinopteri; Siluriformes; Ariidae
Gene: dnajc21
Product: DnaJ heat shock protein family (Hsp40) member C21
Exons: 12
Coding region: 268-1851 (527 amino acids)
Cellular component (GO): cytoplasm
Molecular function (GO): zinc ion binding; nucleic acid binding
Source: RefSeq, a predicted model, not a curated record
UCCCACAUUGUUGAGGAACAGCGGUUCGGGUAUUAUCGAUGGUAAACUUUAUAAAAGUGACAUUUAAUUAAGUGUUAUUGAGCUUAUGUCAAAUUAAUAACAAUUGAGAUGUAUUUAUAGUUUAAUAUUUAAUGUUUAGUGUUGAUCGCUUACCGGUUUUUUGGUGACACCGAGUAAAUAAUAAGCGAGUUUGUCUCAGCGCAGUCGCUGCCGGUUUGAUUUGCGGGAAUAUUUCACCACGAGAAGCUUUUUAUUCCGAACUCCGGAAUGAAGUGUCAUUACGAGGUGCUGGGUGUGAAAAGGGACGCCGAAGACGAUGAGCUGAAGAAAGCAUAUCGCAAACUCGCUCUCAAAUGGCAUCCAGAUAAGAAUCUGGAGAACGCCGAGGAGGCAGCGGAGCAGUUUAAACUGAUCCAGGCAGCGUAUGAUGUUCUCAGUGACCCACAGGAAAGAGCCUGGUACGAUAACCACCGGGAGGCGCUGUUGAAGGGCGGAGUCAGUGGAGAGUACCAGGAUGAUAGCAUAGAUCUCCUGCAGUAUUUCACUGUAACCUGUUACUCGGGUUAUGGAGAUGACGAGCAGGGCUUCUACACGGUCUACAGGAACCUGUUUGAGUCCAUCACGAAGGAGGAACUGGAGCACAGUAAAGAGGAGGACGAUGAGUGUGAUGAUUUUCCCACAUUCGGAGACUCUGAGAGUGACUACGAUACGGUGGUGCAUUUGUUCUACGGUUGCUGGCAGAGUUUCUGUACUCGGAAAAACUUUGCGUGGAAGGAGGAAUACGACACUCGGCAGGCGUCGAACCGCUGGGAGAAGAGAGCCAUGGAGAAAGAGAACAAAAAGACACGUGACAAGGCAAGGAAGGAACGCAGCGAGCUUGUGCGCCAACUAGUGGCCUUUGUGCGGAAACGUGACAAACGAGUGCAGGCUCACAGGAAACUGGUGGAGGAGCAGAAUGCAGAAAAAGCCAAGAAAGUGGAGGAGCUCAGGAGGAAACAGAAACAGGAGCAGGCUAAGCUAGUGGAGGAAUAUAAGGAACAGAAAUGGUCUGCGAUGGCUGGACUGGAGCAGGAACUACAGCAGAUGGAGCUUCAGUACGGACGAGAGUUUGGAGACACAGACGAAGAGGUCGAGGAGGACAGAGCGGACACGGACGCUGUGGAUGGAUCCGAUGAGUUAAACGACCUUUAUGAUGAUCUUUACUGCCCUGCCUGUGACAAAUCCUUCAAAACUGACAAAGCGAUGAAGAACCACGAGAAAUCCAAAAAGCACAGAGAGAUGGUGGCUCUGCUCCGGCAGCAGCUUCAAGAGGAGGAAGAGUCUCUGAGUCUAAACUCUGGAGAGAGAGACGGCGAGGAAGAAGAGGAAGACGACGAUGAGGAGAGGGAGGAUGCGCCCAGGCAGAAAUUGUCAAAGAAACAGAAGAAGAAGAAGCGACAGCAGAAAAACAUGAACAACUUUCCAGAAGAGCCAGCGGCUGGGAGUCCAGCUCCAGACUCCACCGAUGACAUCAUCACUCCUCCUCACCAAUCAGGAGAUAAUGAGGAUGACACGGCCGGCUCCGAGGAGGCUGCAGAGGAAGUGAAGAAAGACGAACCUGGACCCAGUAAAAGCUCUGGGAAGACAAAAGGCAAAAAAGCUGGAAAAGACUCCAAAAAGAACAACAAAGCCCAUGUAGGUGGAGACGCCAACCAAGAGAAGGAGGUGAACCUGCGCUGUAUGAUCUGCCAUUUUGAAUUCACCACCAGGAACAAACUGUUUGAUCACCUGAAGACGACGGGUCACGCCACCGCUCUGCCGUCCAGCGCCGCCAUGAACACCACGAGCAAGAAGAAGAGGAAGAACAGAUGACCAGAGCAGCAGCAGUAUAAUUAAUGUGAUUAAGACUGAAGCAGCUUCUUGGUGGAAAGGGUUUUCUAGAGAGUCCAUCAGUCAGUGGACGCGCGUGUGUGUGUGUGUGUGUGUGUGUGUGUGUGUGUGUGUGUGUGCGUGCCUUCUACUCCAGCAUGCUAAUCCUACCAGCUGUUUUUUCAGGAAUUGCUAAACAACCUGUAUUUAUGCAGAUAAACAGCACACAGGACUGGAACACACACACACACACACACACACACACACACACACGGUUUCUCUCUGUGAGAGAAAGUUGAAGUUAAAACGCAAGAGAAAAAUCAUCAUUUUUGCUGCUACUGUUCAUCAAGACGUGAUUAUAAAACGUGAUCAUGAAUGAAUCCAUUGAUGCCUGAGUAUUUCACCUGGAAAUAAUAAUGUUGCUAUGGUAACCAGA